Molecule: messenger RNA, 4278 nt
Organism: Schistosoma bovis
Lineage: Eukaryota; Metazoa; Platyhelminthes; Trematoda; Strigeidida; Schistosomatidae
Source: the annotation of a GenBank genome assembly
UAAAUAUUGGCCAAUAAUCACCCAACAAGUUGGUGCGCGCUGUUUGGUCUUGUCAAUACACGUUUACUAUCGCCGCUGUUAGCUAGCUCCGAAAUGUCGAGGGUUUUCUUGGCGUUUAUUGCAGUGGCCUUUCACGCACUGUCUCUGGGCUCUAUAGGUGCCAUAUCAUCAAUGUCUAUAGACUUAGGGACUGAGUUUAUGAAAGUUGCGGUGGUUUUGCCCGGAAAACCUAUGGAGAUCGCCCUUACUCCUGAUUCUAGAAGAAAAACUUCAACUGCGAUCGGCUUCAAAAACAAUGAAAGGUUAUUUGGCAGUAACGCGAUCAGUUUAGCUUCAAGAAAUCCUGAAUACGUAUUCCAGUCCAUUCCGUCUCUUCUUGGGAAGUCUAUAGAUCAUCCAAUGGUGAAACUCUUUCAGGAACGUUAUCCUUACCACAAUUUGUCUUAUGAUGCCACAUCUGGACAACUGUUUUUCACUCGAAAAGAUGGUGUGGUGUUUUCGGUUGAUGAACUGGUCGCUAUGCUUCUUGAAUAUGCCCAUAAUUACGCUGAACUCUAUGCUGGUUCUAUUAUCAAGACUUGCGUGUUGACUGUACCUAGUCAUUUUGGUCAGGCUGAAAGGCGCCGCUUAAUACAAGUGUCUGAAAUAGCUGGCUUAAAUGUCCUUCAAAUAAUUAACGACAAUUCUGCAGUGGCUCUGAAUUUCGGUUUGCUCCGUUUUAAAAGUUUCAACGAAACACCUCAAUAUUACAUGUUUUUUGAUAUUGGUUCAAUGAGCACAACUGCAACCUUAGCAGCCUACUCAUAUGGGAAACACAGAGAUGGAGAUGUUGUGGCAGAUUUCCCGAUGUUGAGGAUUGUAAAUGUCAGUCAUGAUCCAACAUUCGGUACACAGGCUUUCAUUUAUCGAAUAAGAGAUCAGUUAUUGGAAAAAUUCUGUGAAAUAAAGAAAUUAGAUAAAGAUCUAGUGAAAAAAAGUCAUCGAGCUAUGUCUAAACUGGCUUUAGAGGCCUCAAAUGUGCUUACCAAACUUAGUGCAAAUUCCGAAAUAUUCGCCCAGGUUGAAAAUUUGUUCAAUGAAGAAGAUCUUAAUGUUAAAAUUACUCGUGCUGAGAUGGAAGCAUUUUGUUCUGAUCUGUUCGAGAGAGUUAAACGACCGUUUUUCGAUAUCAUGGUCGAUUUUUCAAUGGAGUCAUUACAAGAAGUUAUUUUAAUGGGUGGAGGUACACGAAUCCCAAAAAUUCAAUCUGUUCUAAUCGAGUAUAGUCAAAAGUCAGAAUUACACCGAGGUGUUAAUAGUGAUGAUGCUGCCGCAUUAGGUGCCGUGUAUCAAGCUGCAUUUCAUACUCCUGGGUUUCGUGUUACUCGUUUCAUUGUUAAAGACUAUAAUCUUUAUCCUAUUGCUGUUGAUUUUAUGCGUGCUCCACCGUUACCAAGCGAUAAGUCAGACAAAGAUUCACAUAUCGAUGAUCAACAGGAUGGAUCUUAUGUUCGACAAGUUCUUUUUCCCCGUGGAGCUAUUUUUCCUCAAAAACGCGCAAUCAAAUUCAAUCGACAUAUUAAUGACUUAGACUUCUAUGUUAAUUAUGUCGAUCUUGAUGGAGAUGCUGCUCGUUUCCAAGGUCCAAACUACAAUCUUAGUCAUAUCACUACGAGAAAUGUAUCAAAAUCAGCUAAACACUAUUCGUUUGCUGAGCCUCGAGGUGUCAAAGCACAUUUUAUUAUGGAUCACAAUGGAAUUCUUGUUCUUAGCGGUGUAAGUUGUAUAUUUCAUCCUAUUGAAAAAAAAGGAAUAUCUAAUGAUUCAAAUAAGGCGAAAUCUACUUUUGAAAAAAUUGGUAGUACUUUAAGUGGAUUAUUUGGUGGAGGUGACGGUGCAAAUGUUGAUAAAAAUGUACCCGAACAGGAUACUGCUGUCAACACAACAGAUGAUGGUGGCGUUAAUUUGACUCAUGUCAAUACAGUGAAUAUUACUAAAAACUCUACCAUUUUAAACAACCAAACUAUUUCUGUUAAUGACGAUAACGUAUCUGGCAAAGAUCAAUUAACAGUAGAUGUAAAGUCUACAGGACCAUUUUUUGAACCUAUCGACUAUGAAGUUGUUUAUUUAGAUUUUCCUGACUUGACUGCUAAAGAAUCAAUUGUGUCACAAUCUAAAUUGGAGAAGUUACGUGAAGCAGAUAAAGAGAGAGCUGCUUUAGACCAGUCUAUUAAUCUGCUUGAAACUUUAUUGCUCAAUACAAAUGAUAUGAUUUCAACUGAUUAUAAGAAAUAUGGUACUGAAGAGGAACUUAAACAGUUAGAUAAUGUAUUACAAAUCGCAUCCAGUUGGUUUGAUGAACAAGGUCAUACUGGUCUAAAGAAUGAUUAUGAUAUCAGAAUAAAAGAAAUCCAAUCGUUAAUUAUUCCCUUUGAGAGAAGAUCUACUGAGAUUAAACAUCGUGCGAAAGCAAUACUAUCGUUUAAUAAAACAAUCGAAUUAGCCCAAAAAACAUUAAAUGAAAUGGUUGAAUUAUCAAAACUUUUUUCGCAAACAUUGAGAACCACUCUAUCUGAACAACAACAAAAUCAGAAUGCAUCAAAUAAUAGCUCUGAACAAACUUCAGAAGAAUCAUCACCAUGGAAAAAUAUCUUCACUGAAGUUGAAAUUGAUACACUAAGAAAUAAACUAGGUGAAUCAAAGUGUUCAUACGAAUGAAUGUAUGUUGAGUAAAGAACUAUGUUAUUAUGUCAUUUAUGGGGACUCCCCAUAUAUAAUUGGAACAUAACAAUGAGAUUUCCAUUCAUAUGAUUAAUUGAAAUGAUAGAUUGAUAUUAACCACUGUUCGAACCUUGGGAUAUGUAAUUGUAACUUUAUUGGUUAAACUGUUUGCAUUCAUAUAUAAUUCUAUCCAUGUAAAUUUUCUACAUAUUUGCGCUUGUUUAUGUUCGUUUGUCUAUUUUACUCUGUCUACUUUCGUAUAUGCUUUGACUAUUAACAGUCAAAUACCAUAAACCACAUGCAUAAAGUAUACAUAUUCGAGAAACUAUUCGUUUCCAACUUUUUAUUUCUAUAGAUAUUUAUACCAAGGUUGAACUUGAUAGUUUCAAAUGAAUUGAGUAUUGGGUAGAGUUAAUUAUACAUAUAUAUACUUUGUAACAAUGUAACAGGUCGCACGUCAGUCAGUCAGUAACAACGUAGAACUUCGUACGUACGUACAUCAGUUCGAGUUGCCACACCACGUUAGCACAGAAAUGCAGUUGUCGAUUCAAAUCCCGUAGUUAUAGAGGCGGUAAGAGUAUAAGCAAUAAUCGGAAAGAUUAGGGUUUGAAGAUGUUAUUUAAAGAGUAUAAUCCAGUGAAAUAAAUUUGGAAAGAGGAAAAAAGUGACAAGGAGGAUUCUGGAGAUUAGAAUUCGGGAGAACAAGAGUAUAUCCGAAGUUAGUCAGAAUACGUAUUUCAUCGAUGGUCAUCCUGUGAAAUCAGCUAGGGUGAUUAUAUCAAUAUUAGGUUUUAUAUAAUCAUUGAUUGAAUGUAAAUGGCACUUUUCACUGCUUGCUUGAUGCAAUAAAAGUUAUCAUAUUUUUGUUGACAAAAAGGUAGUGAGGUAAAGUGUGAACGAGUUUCAGUUAUUCUUUACCAUAUCGUAUACUUCAUACAUUAUAUGUACGUAUACAUACAAAUUACUUUCAGACUUGGUUAGCUGAAUCUACCGAAGUUUUAAACAAAUCUCCAACAUACGAAGAUCCUCCGAUUUUGGUUUCUACUAUUCGAAGUAAAGAAGGUGAAUUGUCCCGAGAAAUCAGCUAUCAUACCACUAAAAUGAAUUUAUGGAGAUCAGAAAUUGCUCGUAUGUUUGCUGAGCAAAGCAAAAUGAAUACUGCAGAUCCACUAAAAGAUAAAAGCCAAAUCCCAACUAGUACCAGUGGUGAUGAUAAAACUAUUUCUGGAACUGUUAAAACAGAUGAAGAGCCUACAACAAAAACAACAGAAGAUACUACGCGAACACCAAGACCGGAGUUGUAAUAUCACGUGUAAUUCCAAACAAAUUGAGAUAAAAUCGGCUGAAGAUGAGAUGUUUUAAUGUUGAUUGAAUAUUGCAGUCCCAUUUCAUCUUAGUCUGUUUUCAUUAAACUUUAUCUUUUGCUUACUCUGUAUUCACAUAUUAAUAUUUUUACUGUGAUGUCUUCUUCAUUGUUUGUGUAAAUUUCUUUCAUUCAUUGUUUUCUAAUCCAAAACACUUGGUAGUAGUAUUGUAAGCGUUACUUGCAUUGUUGGUAUAAAUAUAUGUAUUUUUUAU